Alosa alosa (allis shad) is the source of this 1782-nucleotide messenger RNA. RefSeq names its product RAD51 associated protein 1 (gene rad51ap1). Lineage: Eukaryota; Metazoa; Chordata; Actinopteri; Clupeiformes; Clupeidae. The transcript has 9 exons. Gene Ontology annotation, biological process: double-strand break repair via homologous recombination; interstrand cross-link repair. The record is from RefSeq and is a predicted model, not a curated record. Bases 447 to 1427 code for a protein of 326 amino acids. Gene Ontology annotation, molecular function: double-stranded DNA binding; single-stranded DNA binding.
CAGAUAAAUUUACUCAGUUCAGUUUCAGGCGGGUUUGUUAUGGUUUUGUCCGCAUAGGUUUCGCGACUGAAAUCUUUAAAAAUGACCUAUUUGUAGGACAGCAAAAAGAAAGAUAGGGGUAUUUUAGUGUUUUAAUAGUUUGUAUGUAGAAAGACUACUGACGGUUGUCUACUGGUUUUUAUUUAUUCAUUUUAAUACAUUGACAUUAACGUUAGUGUAACAGCUAUGACAAUGUUGUAAAGUUACUAGCAUCACGUUAUUUCUUAACGUUCAUUACUGGUUGCCUUAUAUGUAACGUUAUGUAGCAUGCUGCUAUUAUGUCUGUUUGGCAACAUUAACUAGGCUACAACUACAUCAGGGGCUCGCUCACAAACCCACUUCACGUUAGCACUAGAUCGUUAUUUUGGAAUAUUUCUUGAGUGGAAAUCUCCGUGCUAUGGUAUGCUAUGGAACGUCCAUCGAGGAACAGGAAGGAAAUUAAUUAUAACGUUACAGAUUUUCAAGACGAUGAUGAUGAGGACUUUGCUGUGAAGGCCCCUGCUAGUAAAAAGGCUCGACUAGAUGCUGAGAAGAGAAAAAAAUCAACUGUCAAAUCCGCGAGCCAGGAGAAUGGACAUCUUAUUCAAGAUCGUAAGGAGAGGACACCUCUGUCUGACAAACUCUAUGAAAGGGACCUAGAAGCAGCUCUCACACUUUCAAUGCUUCAGACCACUGAAACGAGAGCAGUGGAGGGACUCGGUCAGCAAGUUGAUGAGAACCAAGCCCAACACUCAGCACCACCAUUGUCCAACUGCAGUGUGGAUAGCAAAAACCAUGGGCUAAAUGAUAUCACAAAUGAGCAGUUAUCCCCUAAAUCAUCCAAACAAAGGAAGGCUGCUUCCGUGGCACAGUCCUCCCUGAAGAAAGAUAAAGAUAGUGCUGCAGAUGAGGACUACCUCCCACAAAACACACCUGACUCAGAGAGUGAAUCAGAUUUCAGUGAGGAGAACGAGAGCGAAGAGGAGGAAUUUACCAUCAAGAAAGGGCCGAAAAAGAGUAAACAGAGCAAGGGCAACAAGAAAACACCCCCUCCAAAGAAGGAAAAGCAGACCCCUAAGGCUACCAAAUCUAAAACACCAGCCACAACAACAGCAACUCCCUCCAGCAGCAGAGGUCUGGCAAGCCCCACCAUCAGUCUAAGUCCAGUUACAACCAACACUGCACCCGCCCUGAAGAAAACCCCCGCUACUCCCCCCAUGUCAAGCCCUGUACUCUCCACAAGUCCAGCUGGAGGUAGAAUUCCCAAGUGGAAUCCUCCAGGUCAUAUUGGAAGAAGUCCUAGUACUUCUCAAGGCGCUGCAGUAAAGUCUCCCGGUCAGGGCCUACGUUUAGGACUCUCCCGUAUGGCCAGGGUGAAACCCCUUCAUCCAAAUGCUGCGGCUCACUGAUGGCUGGCAUCCAGUCUUCUGAUAUUUCAAACACAGCCUACAGAACUUUAUGCCCCCAUAAGUAAACCAUCAUCUGGAUUAAUCUCUAAUAGCCACACAAUUGAACGCUGUAAUAACAAAGGUAUUGAAACAUAGCGGCUCCCUCUGCUGGAUUCCUAAAGAAUUUCCAGGCGUCUAUAUGUCAAACUUUGUACAGUAUGUGUUGUCGGUUCAUUUAAUACCAUUUAUUUUAAAAGCAUGUUGAAUUUAAUAUGUUUCUACGGUAAUGUCAGUGUUUUUUUUUUUUUUUUUUCUAGUGACUUGUACAUUUGGCUGGAAUGGAACAUUAAAAAUUAACUUGAGUCAAAAACUCUAA